UUAACAAGUCCAUGCUAAUGGAACGAACGGUGAACUUGUUUUUGUAAUAUCGUUCAGCUUUUUCGGUUGCGGCAGUUCAUUACAGUUUUGUGUUUUGGUUAGUUCACAUCGCGAGUUCACUUCUUGCCGGCUACGACGAUGACGAUGACGAUCCAAGGUCUAUUGUUGGUGACAGCAUUCUGCGUAGGUGCACUCGCCAACGAUGUACCACUGAACAAAGGUAAUGUCGCAUCGGAACUGAGUCGCGUCCGGAGAAACCCUCAGCAAAUUCAAAUGCCCGGAUUCCCGAAUUUUGCACCUCCCGGUUUCGAUAGUUCGCAUGUCGUUUCCCAGGAUACCGACAGGAACAAGAAUGGUUUCGUCCAAACUACUAUUUACAAAUCAGAGAAUGGUUACGGUUCAUCAUCAGUUUCUGUUUCCCGAUCAGGAGCCACUAUGAUGGGUACAUCAUUCAGCUACAUGUUGACUGUGCUGGCCUUAUUACCAUUGAGACGUUUUACUCGGUUGUAGAAUAUUUGUUAAGUUUCGAUAUGAAAACAUGUAUUUUUGAUAAAAAUUUGAACGUAAACCAAGCAA
Malaya genurostris is the source of this 576-nucleotide messenger RNA. RefSeq lists its product as uncharacterized. The transcript has 4 exons. The record is from RefSeq and is a predicted model, not a curated record. Lineage: Eukaryota; Metazoa; Arthropoda; Insecta; Diptera; Culicidae. The coding region runs from base 139 to 510 and encodes 123 amino acids.